AGCCUUUGGCUCAAGAACUGCGCUGCUCCAGCGCGCAGAUGUUGGCCGCUUUCCGUGGCCGUGGUCUUCGGGCGCUGCGUGCGCUGCCGCCAUGUACGAGAGGUGCCUUGCAUUGGCGACAUGGUGGCAUUCCCUCAGGGGUUGGGAUUUCAAACGUGGGAACACGUUCGCCCCAUGAUCUUCUCACAGAGCUCAGCUCAAUCUUUGCCAAAGAAGGCGUGACCACUCUAUCAUCCCUUUCCGCCACGUGGUUUGCGAAGGCCGACCAAAAUGUGUCCAAAGGAUUGGAUCCUGAGGAGUUUCGAGAGACGAUGGCCAGUGUGGGCUUGAAGCUCAACGACUCGGAGAGUGAGUCUCUGUUUGCACAUUUCGACCUGGACAACUCAGGCAUCAUCACAUAUGGUGAAUUUGCCAAAGGUUUGCAAGGUGAGAUGCCUUCAUUCUCAGCUUCACUAGCCUUCAUGCAUCAGCAUACUGGACACUUUCCUUCGAACCACCAGCAAAUCAAAGCAGCUCGGCCGCGUUUUGAUGAGUCUGAGACUGAAGAGUGGCUUGAGUCUCUGGAUGCUGUUGUGGCAAAGCUGGGCCCAACACGCGCCCGGUUCUUGUUGCAUGACCUGAUGGAAGAGGCUGCACGACUUGGAGUGCACAUUCCUCAGCCAGUGAUCACACCAAUGGUGAACACCAUCCCCACCUCUGGAGAGCCGGACUACCCCGGUGACCGUAGCAUGGAGGAGCGUUUGUCCAACAUCAUUCGAUGGAAUGCAGCGGUCAUGGUCAGUGAUGGAAACCGACGUGGUGGUGGUGUUGGAGGUCACAUUGGCACCUUCGCAUCCAUUUGUGAUGUCAUUGAGGUGGGAAUGAAUCACUUCUUUCGCGGUAAGGACUUUGGCAACGGUCGAGGUGAUAGUGUCUGGAUGCAGGGUCAUGCAGCCCCUGGAGCCUAUUCCAGAGCCUUCGUGGAAGGUCGGCUCGGCAUAGAUGAACUCAUGAACUUUCGACGGGAAUCUGCUGGCAAAGGUGUUUCCAGUUAUCCUCAUCCUCGCUUGAUGCCCAAGUUCUGGGAGAAUCCCACAGUCUCCAUGGGCCUGGGACCUCUAGGUGCUGUCUAUCAAGCUCGUUUCUUUCGCUACUUGCACUUGCGGGGCUUGACCGACACCUCCAAGAGCCGCGUUUGGGCCUUUGUGGGCGAUGGUGAGAUGGACGAGCCCGAGUCCAUCACCGCCAUUUCCGUGGCCGGGCGCGAGCGACUGAACAACAUGAUCUUCAUCGUGAAUUGCAACUACCAACGCCUGGAUGGGCCCGUGCGUGGCAACUCCAAGGUGAUGCAAGAGUACGAAGGAACCUUCCGUGGUGCUGGCUUUGAUGUCAUCAAGCUGAUUUGGGGUGGCAAAUUCAAUGAGCUUAUAGAGCAGGAUCAUGAUGGCAAGCUGAUCGAGGCUUUGGAGAAUACAGUGGAUGGUGAUUGCCAACGACUCCAUGCCAAGGCAGAUGGUGCCCUCAUCCGGAAGGACAUCUUUGAGAAACAUGGCCUUCUGGAUCGGGUUGCUCAUUGGAGUGACGACGAGCUCUUGGAGGCUUUCCAGACUCCUGGAGGCCAUGAUCACAAGAAGAUCUAUGCCGCCUUUUCUCAGGCUGAGAAGAAUGCGGAAAUGGGAGGCCGUCCAACAGUGAUCCUGGUGAAGACGCUCAAGGGUUACAGCCUACAAACCUUCCUUGGUCGAAAUACCGUGCAUCAGAAGAAGAUGAUGUCGGACUCUGACAUGCAGAAAUACCGUGAUGCCAUGGGCAUCCCCCUCACAGAUGAGCAGCUAAAGGCAGCAGAUGCCCAAAACUUUUUUGCACUCAAGGAGGACUCACCAGAGGUGACGUACCUCAAGCAACGACGUCAAGAACUGGGAGGUUUCCUUCCACUUCGUUCUCCAGCCAAGGUCUCUUCUUUGGUGGAACUCCCCACACACGAGACGACCUACAAUAUGUUUGACGAAGGCAGCAAAGGAAGAGAGAUAAGCACAACCAUGUGCUUUGCUCAAAUCCUUCGGAAAAUGAUGCAGGCUGGCGAGUUUGGACAGCGAGUGACGCUGAUGGUCACUGAUGAGUCCAGAACCUUUGGGAUUGACGCCUUCUUUCCGAUCUUCAAGAUACAUGCACCCUUUGGACAGAACUACACUCCUGUCGAUGCAGAUCAGGUAAUGAAAUAUGCAGAAGCGCCUAAUGGACAGAUUCUGCAAGAAGGCAUCAGUGAAGGCGGCGCAAUCAUGACUUGGAUUGCGUCCGCAACAUCCUACUCAUCGCAGCAUGCACCAACCUUACCCUUCUUGAUCUACUACUCAAUGUUUGGAUUUCAACGUGUAGGCGAUAGCAUUUGGCAAGCUGCUGAUGCGAGAGCGCGCGGCUUUCUCAUCGGCGCUACCUAUGGCCGCACCACACUGAAUGGAGAAGGGUUACAGCAUCAGGAUGGGCAUUCUUUGCUCAUUGCUCUGACCUGUCCAGCAGUGAAGGGCUACGAUCCUGCAUUCGGCUAUGAGAUGGCUGCCAUUAUCGAGAAUGGAGUGAAAGAGAUGUGGGGGGAGGACAAAGAUGUCAUCUAUUAUGUCACGGCAUAUAAUGAGAACAUGCCCAUGCCCGAGAAGCCCGAGGGAGUGGAUGAAGGCAUCGUCAAGGGCUUGUACAAGUUUUCAGAUGCCAAGCCCGCCCAACACAAGGUCCGGCUGAUUGGGUCCGGGGCAAUCAUGAAGCAGGCCUUGGAUGCUGUAGAACUCCUUGCUGAGUAUGGUGUUGGUGCAGAAAUCUGGAGUGCCACCAGCUAUAGUGAGCUUCAGCGCGAUGCUGUUGCAAGCGAGCGGGCAGAUCGUCUUGGUGCUCAGGGGCAGUCCUGGGUCGAGCAAUGCCUCAGCGAAGACUUGGUCACCGUUGCGGUGUCAGACAACAUGACGGCAUACCCGAUGCUGAUAGCUCCAUAUGUCACUGGCAAGUACAUUGUCCUUGGAGCGGACGGUUUUGGCCGCUCUGACACACGUGAAGCACUGCGGCGUUUCUUUGAGAUCGACAAAGAGCAUGUUGCAGUCGCGGCCCUCUAUGGACUUGCAAAGCAAGGAAAAAUCUCCAUGGACGUGGCCGAUCAAGCGCGUGAGAAGUUCGGCAUCUCCGCAGAGAAGAAGGACAUUUGCAUGGAGGUGAUCAGCUGAGCACCAGAGAGGCAACAAGCGUGACUCUGGACAGCGACAUGGAACAAGUUUUCAAAAGGUGCAUCUGCAUGGGCAGUUGUGUGGCUUAGAUAUGCAUCAAGUGGUGCUGGUGGCAGUCUUGCAUUGAGUCUUGCCC
Messenger RNA from Durusdinium trenchii, 3324 nucleotides. The record is from the annotation of a GenBank genome assembly. Lineage: Eukaryota; Dinophyceae; Suessiales; Symbiodiniaceae.